Messenger RNA from Mya arenaria, 3358 nucleotides. RefSeq lists its product as uncharacterized. The transcript is spliced from 6 exons. The record is from RefSeq and is a predicted model, not a curated record. The coding region runs from base 47 to 3358 and encodes 1103 amino acids. NCBI's taxonomy places the organism in Eukaryota, Metazoa, Mollusca, Bivalvia, Myida, Myidae.
GUGGAAUGUUACUGUGACAUAAUAAACAAGAUUUGAAGAUAUCAUCAUGUCGGAUGAUAUCCCAGCCAAACGACGAAAAAUUGGGACAGAAGAAGACCCUUGCUCUUCCAAAGGACGUUAUUACGAUGAGUUUGAAGGUCUAAAAAACACCAUUGUUCGGCAUUAUCUCUCUGAAAAUACCAAACUGACGCUAGGGCCAUUUUUUCAAAAGGAAAAUCCAGACCUUGAUGACUUUUACGUUCCACCAACACUUUCUAAAGUUUUGCCAGUGAGGUUGGCUACUGGAUAUACCAGUUACAAAAAAGAACCUAUAACAAGUCUAGAGCAACUAUUGAACCCACUUGACAGGCGCAAAAGAUUUACCUGCAUCACAUCAAAUGCUGGAUUGGGCAAGACCUCGUUCUGCAAAUUUUUAGCUCGAUUAUGGUGUGCUGUAAAGAAAAACGACCAUCACCUCUUGGAUGCAUUCAAAGGGAAGGCGGAUUACUUGCAAGACGUAGAAUACUUAAGAAAGUUCGACUACCUCUUUUCUGUCAGCAUUAAAGAUGUCGAAAGCAACAAUGUGAAUAUAGACGAUAUUAUAUUUAGCCAUCUGCAAAACAAAAUCGAUGAUUCAUGGGUAAGUGAAAACGACAAAAAGAAACUACAACAAGACUUGAGAGAGAAGCACAGUUUAAUCAUAUUAGAUGGUUUAGAUGAGAAAAACAUAUCAAAGUUCACGCCUCCCCUUGAAUCUAGGAAAUACACAAUUAUUUGUACUUCUCGUCCUUGGAAACUUGGCGCCUUGGGCAUGUCUACAUCGACAUACACAGAAAUCCAGCUUGAGGAAAUGAACUUGGAAUGUACACACAAACUUUUAAAACAUGCCAAUGUUUGCCUGAAUAGUCAGUCUGUAAUCAAGCGUGAUAUUGGUGCCUUUUUUACUGUUCUUAGAGAACAGAACUUGGAAAGUCUUUUGCCAAAUCCACUCAUAGCCUUGCAAUUACUCUGCAUUUAUCACGAUCGAUAUGACAUGAAUAAAACAGGAACAAAACCAUUCUUACUAGGACAGACACGAACACAUAUGUAUGCCAACGUAGUCGAUAUGAUGUUAAAACUUGCAGUUGAGAAAGAGCUAGAAUGUUUCGAAGUGUUGUGCGAAUUUCAACAAGAUAAAGAUGAUCUACCAACGGGUUUUGAUAAAACUAAAAUAUGCAACCGCAUACCAUCAUUCGUCCUCAGUCUUGGAAAGUUAGCAUUUUACGACAUAAUGCGACAAUCUGAGACCGAAAUGACGGAGAGUUUUGUCUGCGAAUAUUUUCACGACAAACUGAAACAAAUCUCAAUAAAAUUUCUUUUAGCAUCUGGUCUCAUAUCGGGAUCUGUCUCUAACCUAUUUAGUGACAAAUCAAUGGUUUACACAUUUUUGCACAAGACAUAUCAAGAAAUGCUCGCAUGUGUAUACAUUUGUACAAGGCAAUUGAACAGCGAUGAUUGGGAUCGCUUUGAAACAUACUUCAAAGCAAAUGCAUCCCCCGACAUGAUGUCAUUCUUGUGUGUUAUGAACUAUGAGCAAGGAAAGAAGUGUUCAGAAAUGUACAGUGCAAUCGAUAGAGUUUUCUACAGAGAUGGAAAAUAUCACGAGAAUGAAUUGAUCAGUUAUCAGAAUGCUGUGCUUAUGGCCCACGAGGAAUGCAUCAACAGUGGAACACAAACAGCAGAUAUUGUUUUGAAACACAUGAUUAUAGACAGAAAAAACAACAAGGGACCGCCUUGUUUAUUGGUGGCACAAAAUAUGCAGAAUAUUAAUACAUUGCAUUUGAAAUCUUCAGCACUUGGAAGUGACGACCUAGAUAUGGAAUUUAGAGGGAACAAAUUGACCUCAUUACGUACUCUUAUUAUUACUGGUAAUAAUGAUACAUUGAUGCUUGAAACACUAACAGAACCGUCAAGUGAACAUUUACGAUUUCUUUUCAUCAAUGAUGUGGAGUUGAAGAAAAAGCAUGUAGACCUAACAGGCUGCACACAUUUAUCUAAUAUUGAAUUAGAAAAUGUUUGCUUUUCUUCCAUGAAAAUAAAAGCAGACAACUUAGAACAGUUCUGGAUGUAUUUUGAAAACCAAUUCCUACAACAGGGACCCACUAGAGAUCUAGAGCUACAACUACAAGGAAAGUUUUCAGCAAAAUUGAAAGAAUUGAGUGUCAUGCAUGUGAAGCUAAACAUUGCUGCCGACUUGUCUGAGUGUGUAAACUUACAGAAAUUAGUAUUAGAACAUAUUUCUUCUAGUCCGGAAUAUAAUGCAAAAUGUUUUCAAAACUUUGAGAAUUUAACUCAUUUGAAAGAAGUACGAUUAGAUUCAUUACAGUAUCCAAACAAUGCCAUACUGGACUUCUCUGGACUCAUAAAUCUCGAACGACUUAGGAUUGUUAACGUUAAAGUAGACAAAGCUGUCAUUGCGACUGAAAAACUAAGUGAACUAUGGGUAUAUUAUAGUAGACCAAUUGCAAAUACGAUUAAACCACUGAUUGUUACCGUUCCUGCGUCAUCGAACUUUACAAACAAUCUGGAACAGCUUAGUCUUGUUCAUGUUGAACUGGAUGGACAUUUUGAUUUUUCACAGUCAAGUAAAUUAAAGCUGUUAAUAGUGCGCAAUUUGUCUACAAAACAAGGAAUAUCUGUUUUAGAUUCUUUAGCAAACUGUAAUGAUCUAGAAGAGCUACGCAUUGAAACAUUGAAUUCGUACGAGAAUAAGGUACUAGACAUGUCACAUAUGACGAAUCUCAAAUAUUUGUAUAUCGAUGUGCUGACCUUAAACGUACAGAUUGUGAAUAUCCCAACUGAAAGUUUAGAAAUAUUUUGGACGUUCACUUCCGAACCGAAACAGCAAUUACGUCCACAAAAAGAGCUCCAUCUUCCAGAACACGCUCAAUUCACCAGCAGCAUUUGUGAAUUAAGUCUAGAGAAUGUUCAAUUGGCCUUGCAUCGGGAACGCCCAGGUGCAAGCCUUCCAGUGAAUAACGUCAAAGAAAUCUACCGCCCGCUCAAAGGUCACGUGCACAUCAACAUAGAGACGACAACAAAGCGAUUAAGGAAUAGUUUGAUAAAACCUUCAACAGAACGACAUAGGAGACUGACGUGGACCUUUUCCCCGAACAACAUUGGGCAGUCAAAGUAUCGCCCCCUCCCCCUCACCUCGCCCCGGCAGACCCCAUUUCCGGAACUCCACGUCUUCCUGAUAACAGUAUUACUUGAGUGUGAACCCUUGCAGGAACUGACAACAAAACCUAACGCCCACAAGGAUACGUACACAUACAUAACUGAACCUUUACGUCUGUUGCUGAACCCCUUUCCUGACGCUAUUCAAAAUUGUGAACUUUAA